Molecule: messenger RNA, 1516 nt
Organism: Alosa alosa (allis shad)
Lineage: Eukaryota; Metazoa; Chordata; Actinopteri; Clupeiformes; Clupeidae
Product: zinc-binding protein A33-like
Exons: 6
Coding region: 173-1516 (447 amino acids)
Molecular function (GO): zinc ion binding
Source: RefSeq, a predicted model, not a curated record
AGACUCAAUCACUUGGAUUUGUGGCUCCAGAAAUUACCAAUCCACAUCUCAGACUGAAGAUCUGAAAGACUAAAGGAAGAACUCAAGGACUCUCCUCCUUUCCAUCAGGACGUCAUUGUUAGGUGGCAUCUCUUUGCUGUGACUUUACUAGACUUUACUGUGAGUUAAGAAAAUGGCCUCCCAGUGUUCUUUCACCGAGAAGGAUUUGUCCUGUCCUGUGUGCUGUGAUAUCUACUCAGAUCCUGUCAUCAUGACGUGUAGUCAUAGUGUGUGUAAAGUCUGUCUGCAGAAGUUCUGGGAAACCAAAGGGUCAAGGGAAUGUCCAAUCUGUAGUACAAUAUUCACACAAACUCAACCACCUCCUAAUUUGGCAUUAAGGAACCUGUGUGAGACCUUCUUACAGGAGAGACGUCCGAGAGCUUCAGCAGGGUCUGAUGUGCUCUGCAGUCUGCACAGUGAGAAACUCAAGCUCUUCUGUCUGGAGGAUAAACAGCCUGUGUGCCUGGUGUGCAGAGACUCAUGGGAACAUAAGAAUCACCAUUUCAGUCCUGUUGUGGAGGUAUCAAGACAAUACAAGGAGGAACUUAGGAUACAGCUAGGCAAGCUGAAAGAAAACAUGAAAAUAGAUGAAAAAAUUAAAUGCACAUGUAAUGAAGCAGCACAACACAUUAAGACACAGGCCUUAAACACUGAGAGGCUGAUCCAGGAAGAGUUUGAAAAACUUCACCAGUUUCUACGAGAUGAAGAGGCAGCCAGGAUAGCAGCACUGAGGGAGGAAGUGGACCAGAAAAGUCACAUGGUGGACAUCUCAGCUCUUUCAGACACAAUCACAGCAUUAGAACAGGAGCUGAGAGCUGAUGACAUCACAUUCCUGCAGAACUGCAAGAGCACAGAGAAAAGAGCCCGCCGCACACUGCAGGAUCCAGAGAGGGUUUCAGGAGCUCUGAUCAAUGUGGCAAAGCACCUGGGCAACCUGAAGUUCAGAGUCUGGGAGAAGAUGCAGGACAUUGUUCAAUACACUCCUGUGAUUCUGGAUCCCAACACCGCAUUCAGACUGCUCCCCGUGUCUGAGGAUCUGACCAGUGUGGGGCAUGCUGAUUCUAUAGACCUUCUUUAUUCUAUAGACCUUGAUAACCCGGAGAGAUUUGAUAAUUGUUUCAGUGUCCUGGGCUCUGAGGGCUUUAACUCAGGGACUCACUGCUGGGAUGUGGAGGUUGGAGAGAACACAUUGUGGGAGGUGGGUGUGAUGACAGAGUCUGGCCAGAGGAAGGGAGACUACAGCUCAGUGAGUGGACUGUACAUUGUGCACUUUAGUGGAGAUCUAUAUUUAGCACAUGCUCCUCCACUCUCGUCAUUUAGCACAUGCUCCUCCACUCUCGUCACAGUGCAGCAGAAACUCCAGAGGAUCAGAGUGCAGCUGGACUGGGACAGAGGAAAGCUGUCAUUCUCUGACCCUGACACACCUACACACUUUCACACACACUUUCACUGGGCCAUAUUUUUUACUCUCCAUUAA